AUGUCUCGUUGUGAUUGGUGCCAAAGCCUUGUUCUGGCUACAUCCAUCUCCCGAGGUGUGGUUCGCUGCACUGACUGUCACCUUUACUGUCACGAGAAAUGUGCCCCACUCGUUCCUCGCACAUGUUGUGGGAUCCGCGCUUCGCAAUCGGGCAGGCAUGUUCCACGGGGUAGUGAUCACACCUCGGGACUGCCGGGUUCAAACACGGUCCGGCCCUGGAAUCAAACAAACCGUCUGACGUCUACUGUCGCCUCGCCGUCCCCACAGCGAAAUACUGAUGCUCUUCAACUCCGUCUGGCUGCCAAUGGUUUUAGGUCGCCUACUGGCUCAACAACGUACGCUUCGAGUCUGCCCGUUCCUGUCGGAAACCGGAAUUUGAGUUCUUCGAUGGCGGGGUCACCCGGUACUGGUGAAUACAAUGGUCUAGCUGGCGGACCACCUUCCUAUGCUGGUAGUGUUGCCUACUCCAGCGAACUCUAUAAACUGGGUCACCGAAAAAUGCUGCCCACUUGGAAGCCACGCUUCUUUGUCCUCGACACAGAACGUCACCAACUGCGCUAUUACGACACUGCUCAAGACGAGGUGCCCCGGGGAUGUAUAGAUUUACAAGAUGUUCGUUCGGUCAAGCUCAUUAAAAACAUCCAAUCUGGACAGAGGCGUUUCCAUGAAAAUUCCACUUUUGAGGUGAGUUUCAUCGAAACUGCUGGACGUCAAUUCCGAUUUUCCGCCGAAGAUCCGGAUAUUGCAAAAAACUGGGUUGAAAAAAUACAAACGAGCAUUCUUUAA
Dibothriocephalus latus is the source of this 786-nucleotide messenger RNA. The record is from the annotation of a GenBank genome assembly. NCBI's taxonomy places the organism in Eukaryota, Metazoa, Platyhelminthes, Cestoda, Diphyllobothriidea, Diphyllobothriidae.